This is a messenger RNA of Anopheles moucheti, 6910 nucleotides long. It is a transcript of the gene Klp31E, whose product is annotated as kinesin-like protein KIF21A. The record is from RefSeq and is a predicted model, not a curated record. The transcript is spliced from 13 exons. Gene Ontology annotation, molecular function: microtubule motor activity; microtubule binding; ATP binding. NCBI's taxonomy places the organism in Eukaryota, Metazoa, Arthropoda, Insecta, Diptera, Culicidae. Bases 324 to 5237 code for a protein of 1637 amino acids. Gene Ontology annotation, biological process: mitotic spindle organization; microtubule-based movement.
UCCUAUGCCGCGCAAAACGUCACUUAGGACGUUACCUUGCCGUAAAGUGUCAGCGCCACAAUUCAACCACAACUGCCAGAAAGAUUCCAUAUCGCUGUGGAAGGGACGGAGCGCUGUAAAGUAACGUAAAUCAACGCGAGACGCAACAGUGCAGGCUCGCGAUUCAUCGCAUAGUCAAGCCAAGGAGAAGACCAAGCUACCGUUUAGCUAGAGUAUCGGCCGCGGUUGACCGAAACAGCGAAUAAGCGGCACCAACAUUACAGAAGCCAGCUAGAAUCAAUUUUUGUUCCGACCAUUCAAGGAAGUUACACAAAAACGGAAACAUGCCAGACGAGGAUAAGGAAUCCUCCUCUGUACGGGUGGCCGUCAGAAUUCGUCCACAGAUACCGCGUGAGCUAAUCGAUAUGUGCCGGGUGUGCACACAGGUCACGCCUGGUGAGCCGCAGGUUUUGCUCGGAUCCGAUAAGGCCUUUACCUUCGACUAUGUGUUCGAUAUGAGUACGACGCAGGUAUCAGUGUACAAUAACUGCAUCGAAAAAUUAGUAGAUGGAGCUCUUCAAGGGUAUAAUGCUACAGUGUUGGCGUAUGGACAGACCGGAUCUGGCAAGACAUACACAAUGGGCACUGGAUUUGAACGUGCCGUACCGGAAGCACAGGAAGGUAUCAUCCCACGAGCCGUGCGACAUCUGUUCGAAGGCAUUGCACAGUUACAGCAAAAUCCAUACGACGAGAACGGGACAUAUCUGGGUGCCGUGACGUUCAGUGUGGCAGCACAGUUUAUGGAGCUUUACAACGAGGAAGUUAUAGAUUUGCUCGACCCGUACAAUAAAGGUGCACGUGUGUUUAAGAUUUUUGAAGAUUCAUCUGGCGGGAUUUCCGUAGCAGGUGCUACCAUAAAACCGUUGGCCGGUCCGCAAGAGGCGCUUAACUGCUUGCAGCAGGGCGCUCUGGCACGUACGACCGCGUCCACUCAGAUGAAUGAGCAAUCUUCGCGAAGCCACGCACUGUUCACAAUACUAAUUCGAAGGCAGCGUGUCAUGACAGCAGAACAGUGUGGCAAUGCGGAUGGUGACACGGAAACGCUUACCUCAAAAUUUCAUUUCGUCGAUCUGGCUGGUUCGGAACGGCUGAAGCGGACGGGUGCCACGGGCGAGCGGGCUCGCGAAGGAAUCUCCAUCAACUGUGGUCUGUUGGCGUUGGGCAACGUAAUAUCAGCGCUGGGAGAUAAAACUAAGAAGGUGUCCCAUGUACCGUAUCGUGAUUCGAAGUUGACUCGAUUGCUGCAGGAUUCGCUUGGAGGAAACAGUCAAACAAUCAUGAUUGCUUGCGUAUCGCCAAGUGAUAGAGAUUUUAUGGAAACGCUUAACACGCUCAAGUAUGCCAACCGAGCGCGAAAUAUUAAAAACAAAGUACAAAUUAAUCAAGAUCAAAGCUCGCGGACCAUAUCUUUAUUGCGGCGUGAAAUUGCCAAUCUACAGCUCGAAAUUCUCGAAUACAAACAGGGCAAACGUAGCAUUGAUGCAGAUGGUAAUAUAGCGAUAUCAGAUGUGUCACUUGAGAACGAGAUGCUAUCGCAAGACAACAAGCGGCUGCAGCAACGAGUGAAGGCGAUGCAAGAAACAAUAAACGCGCUAACGGAAAAGAACACAACGCUGCAGGCACAGCAGACGAUUGCUUCGCUGAACAAGGCCUCUGCCGCCGGUGCCGGUGCUGACCCGUCAAACGAGACCAAUGACUCUAGUCUGAUCUCCACUUCAGGUGGCAAUGAAUCAGCAAUGCAAGAACUGAUCGUUGGCUAUAUAAGUGAGAUAGAGAAGCUAAAGGCUAAAUUAAUCGAAUCAGAACAAAUGUUCCAACAGUUCAAAAAGGCAAAGAACUCACAGUCCAAGCUGGGCCUGAAAGCAUAUCCGUUUAUUGAGGAUAAUCCGGAAACGAUGAUCAACCUACUAAAGCACGAAAUGGAGAAAGAACGUGAAACCCUGAUGUCUCGAUCGUUGCCGGGGCUGGAAAAUGAAUCUAGCAGUUUGGAACAAAAUUCGGACAGUGAUUCCGAUACGGAAUCCGACGAUAAGGCCGAAGAUUUGCGGGCGGAAAUAUUUGACGUCAACUCCGACAUUGAACUGAAAGCGCGCCUUAUUGAGCAGCUCGAAGAAUCUCAGCAACGGUUGCAAAUUAUGCGCCAGCAGUACGAAAAGCAAUUUAACCUAAUGAAGGAAAAAAUUUCCAAUACCGAACGUGAACGGGAUGAAGUACUGGCCACUAUAGGUAACGGAGGAAUGGGUGCUAAUAACAACAAGGGACAAAACACAACCAAUGAGUCUGCUAUUAAGCGCGUGAAGGAUGAUUACGAGCGGAAGCUGAACGAGAUGCGCCGCCAGUUGAAUCAUUUCCAAGCGACCAAUAAAGAGCAUCUGCGACUGCAGCGUAAUAUGCAGGCACAGGAUGCAAAGAUUAAAACGCUACGUGGAGAGCUGGCAGAGUUGAAGCAAGUAAAAACGCGACUGAUGAAGAAAAUUCAGGAGGAAAGCAACCGGCACAAGGAAAUGGAGAGUAAAAAGACGCGCGAAAUCGCGCAACUGCGAAAGGAAACCAGAAAGCAUAAGAAUAUGAUAAAAUCCUUGCAGGCACAGGGUGUCGCCAAGGAUCAGGUACUGAAGCGAAAGACUGAGGAGGUUUUCAAUCUACGAAAAUCGCAGCGCGGUGUAAUGAGCUUAAAGGCGGCCGGGCGUGUACCGGCUACUGCUACCAUAAAUAGCAUGCUGCAGGGCACUAAACGAUUCAAGAUGCGGUGGGAAGAGCUGCAGCGUACGAUCAUGCGAGCGGCCCGUUCGCGACAAGCAAUACUGGAGCUGGAGAUGGAGCUAGACCGCGUUAUGCAGGAGCGUGAUAUGCUUUGUCGUGAUUUAAACAACGUGCGGCAUCGCAGAAAGGAUAAUGCAGAGUCAACGCUGCACGAUCUGGUGUCGGAGGAAGACACAUUAAUUGCAAACAUGAACUAUCUGCACGAUACGAUCGACGAACUACAAAAGUCCAUCAUCCAAAUAGAGGACGGCAAGGACUUGAACACUGAGCACGCAAUGCUGCAAACCAUAAUGGAUAACAUCGGUACCGUUGAUGAGGCCAAGUUUAUGUUGCAGCGAGUGUGUAGCAUUACCAUUGGGCAUGUUUGUGAGGCGGGCGUGACACAAUCUAAGCUACGCGAACGAGAUGCACUGCUUACGGAACUUCAACGGGAUACCAGCGUCCAGGAGCAAUUGCUGCAGUACAUUUUGACGCGCGCACCAGCAACUUCAACGUCGGAAACUAGCUUCAGUUCCGCGCAAUCGGCCAACUCGUACGUGACCCAGUCGCAAUCGAAUUUGUUGGAAAAUGGCGAACCACAGCCGUCCUCAUCGCAGUACCGUUUGCCACACGUUGUUGAUUCUACGACGCGAAGCCCUUCACCAAGCAGCAGCAACACAAAUCUCGAUUCUAUCGUCACCUACAGGAACUCCUCGAAACAAAGACGAAACCCUGCCGUGGUGCCUUCGGUGGCUGCCAUUCAGGAUUUGCUGUACGGCAGCAGCUCCGGCUACCUCGGUCCGGCCGGUGACGGUGCUGGCAUGCCGGAUAGGAAUAGCAAUGCCAGCGCCGGUAUCGGCUGUACCGGUGCUAGCAACGGAGUGAGCGGUGGCGGCAGUAAGCUUGAAAAAGUGGGUAUUUGUAUUUAUCUCGAGGAUUCCGCAGAUGAAGAUGACACGAAGCACCCGCCCUCUCUGCAGGACCGGCACGACAGGUCGGACGUUAUGACCCGCUCGUACACGAUACUGGACGGGGCGAUGGAUCCAGUUGCGGCUGCUAAUGCCGGUCUCCCAAUUGCUCCACCGCCGCCGGUGGUUCCCGUACCCGCUCGAACGUUUGUACCGCUUUCGCGUGUUCCAAGUGCACCCGGUUCGCUUAAAGGUCUUCAACCGCACCAGGGCAUAUCACGACAGAACAGCACGGCAUCGCCGCUGCUUGCCAGAAAAUCAUUUGAAGCGAGUGCUGCUGCACCACCGUCGCCAAGAAUAAGCCGAAGGACCUUCACCAGCAAAAUGUCUCCAGGAAUCGAGGACGCAAGCGAUGUACCUACGUCACCACCAGUUUAUCGGCGUGGUAUCUCACGCGAGGAUAACGGGGACGUAUUUUCCCGACUCGGAGCCGGUACGCAGGACCCACAACCCGGAGGAAACAUUAAAGAGCUCAAUGGAAGGUAUAAGGCUGGUUCUCCGCUUAUCUGUACGCAUGUGGUCGAAGGACACUCGAACUCGGUACUGUCGAUCAAGGUGAGCAAUCAGAUGCUCUUCACAGCGGCUGCCGAUCGGACGGUGAAGGUUUGGGAUUUGCGAGCGAAUUCUACGCCACACUGUUUGACUGGGCAUCUCGGUCCGGUAGCAGCAGUUGAGUAUGAUCGUGUGAACAAUCUGCUCUUUUCGGCCUCGGGAGCCUUCGUCAAAGUGUGGGAUCUGCGGAGCAGCAAUAUUCGUCCAAUAAUCACGCUAUGUUCAUCCGGCACGACUUUACCGGCUAAUGCAACGCUAUCCGACCUAGUGCCUGGUGAAUGUUCCAUUACGGCAUUAACGAUGGGGGCAUCCGGUAAACUCUACACGGCAGCUUCCGACAAAGUCCGGUUCUGGGAUCUACGUCAAUUCUCUUGCCUCGGCCGAUUGUCCGGUGGGCAUCAAGCUGCCGUGAUGUGUUUGACCGCUUGGGAGGGGCCCAACAAUACCGACCUGGUAGCGACCGGAUCGAAAGACCACUACGUGAAAGUGUUCGAGGUGAACUCGAGUGGUGGUGUCGUUCAGCCGCUGCUAAAUCUGGAACCGCCGCACUACGACGGUGUGCAGGCAUUGGCCGUCGCGAACGAUGCAACCGGUGUUGAUGCGGAACUGUUUUCCGGGAGCCGCGACUCCGGUAUCAAAAGGUGGGACCUGCGUAACGGGGAGCUCAAACAGUCGCUCAACAAUGCCCACAAAGGUUGGGUGUCCGGGAUGGCCAUCUACGGUGAUAUUUUGUUGUCUAGCUGUCGCGGUGGCGUUGUGCGGCUGUGGAAUAUUAAAACUUGCGACAGUCUGGCCGAAAUGAAAACAGAACAAUCGAUCAACGACAUCGUGACGAGCGAUAAUCGUGUAUUUACAGCAUCGAAUGAUGGAAAAGUUCGCUUGUGGCGCGUUUCUUCCUCGAUUCGACGACUAGGACCAAACGAGAGUAGCAUAUGACGCCAGCGCACGGAAGCGAUGCCUGAAUCUGGCCGGGCAAUGUUCCACAGACAGAGCAGUAUGCGCCAAAAUAGUAUGACCCAGUCGGCGGAGAACUCGAGAGUUCUCGGUGACGGCAGGGCAGCAUUACCAAUGACACGUAGUGGCUACAACUCAUCCUCCAAUGUAUCCUCCUCAACGGUGGUAUUCUCGUCAUCGUCAUCAUCCUCCUCGUCAUCUGCACCCAUGACAAACGCUUCCGUGCCUCCCUUAGCUACAGGUAGACCAUUAGUGCCCAACAGUACCGCGACCGGUUUGGCAUCGGUGUCCAACUCGUUGCGAAAUAGUAAGCUAUAUCGCAGCCUAAACCACAACUAUCUCAGUAUUUUGAAUCGCACAAAUCGAAGGUAGUUCCUACUGGGGCUGUUGGCUGGAUGGAUAUGUUAUUUUCAGUCGCUAAAUGCUAUUAUCAUUUUGCUAUUCAUUCAUACCAAUUAUUUUCUGCUCAUCGGCCGCCCUACAUUAAGAAAAAGAGUAUACAUUCCCAGUGGGACCUAGUUUGGCAGCUCGAGCAUUCUUUUGUGUACAUAUACAUAUUCAUUAUCAGCUUUUGUUUGAGGAUUAAUACUGAAACAUUGAGCUUGGCUAACAGUAGCAAAACAUCGUUUUUUUACGUGAUAUGUAACUAUAUUUUUUCACAAAAAACCAAAACGUCCUGUAAUCAUGCAGAACAUGACAUUUAAUUUGUAAUAGAUUUUUCCCUCAUCCUAAGCAUACGUUAGGAUUUGGUUCACAUUUCCGCACUGUUCAAUUGUAUUAUCAUACUAUCAGAUCAAUGUUCAUUUACCCCAAAUACAGAUGAAGUUUAAUAUUGGUUGUGAUUUUAGUUUGUAGGAGAAACCGAUUUGAGUAUUCGCUUAUUUCGUUUUCAUCGCUUAUACUCCACCUAUUAUUACCUAAUCAAUUAGCCAAGACCGCUUUCUACCGACAUUUUAUUAAUCUUUCUGAAAUUGAAAGAGCAAAUAUUUGUGUUUGAAGGCAGUGAUAGAUUAAUUAAAAUGACAAUUUAUGCCUAAUUUACCAGUAUUCUCAGAACGUGUAAGCAACAACGAUAAAAUUUACCACGUUGCAACGUUUAAGUAUUGAAUAAGUUCUUCUCCCACAUACCCCCUGGCGAUCAGUAUUUUGUUGCUAUUUUGGCAAAACAAAUCCUUUCCCGGUUUAGCAUCGUGUAAAUUGUACUCAUUUAAGGCAAAACAUUUCCGUGUAGUAAGAUGUAGGAAUUGCAGUUUUUCGUCGAUUGAUUGUUUUUGCUACAAAAUUCAUAUCGUCCGACUGCAGUCCGAUAGAGAACUGUGAAAAUGUGAGAGAAACAUGGGAAAGGAUCGAAAUGAUUUACAAAAGAAUACAGGUACAUUACAGGCGCGAGGAAGUAUGUUUAGAGUUUGUGAAUGUAUAGAUGGAGUUGGCAUGUGGAAUAUUUAGGACUGGCAGAUAAAUGUUAUGUAAUUAUGGUCGAUUGUUGAGUGUAUACUACAUGGAACAGUGUAUAAAACUCGACCAGCGCAGUACAGAUGCUACGUAGGAACGUUCGAAAUGAAUAAACACAAGAAAAUAUCUUACUAAUUUUGAAAAUAUGCAGUGUCGUCAAUUAUAAACAUUUUGUUUAUUUGGAAAAAAAUAUAUGUAUAUGG